Molecule: messenger RNA, 746 nt
Organism: Mycetomoellerius zeteki
Lineage: Eukaryota; Metazoa; Arthropoda; Insecta; Hymenoptera; Formicidae
Gene: Arl2
Product: ADP ribosylation factor-like 2
Exons: 2
Coding region: 189-743 (184 amino acids)
Molecular function (GO): GTPase activity; GTP binding
Source: RefSeq, a predicted model, not a curated record
CCUAGUCAGUACAAGGUGUGGCGUUUUUACACGUGCUUUUUAUCAAUUGUGUAAUUUGUGGUCAAUUGACAAGUGUGGAUUGGAGGUUAGGGUUAGAAACGUUUCUGUCAACUCGAAGGAAUUUUGUUCGCAUAUAAACAUUUAUUUGUUAACAAUCUGAACAUCGUGGAGUAAUUAAUGGAUUGGCAAUGGGUCUGUUAACGGUGCUGAAAAAAUUGAAGCAGAAAGAAAAGGAGAUGCGAAUUUUAAUGUUGGGCUUGGAUAAUGCAGGCAAAACGACAGUGUUGAAGAGACUCAAUGGUGAACCAAUAGACACUAUAUCGCCCACGCUUGGCUUUAAUAUCAAGACAUUAGAACAUCGCGGAUACAAGCUUAAUGUAUGGGAUGUGGGUGGACAAAAAUCACUGCGUUCCUACUGGAGAAAUUACUUCGAGUCAACAGAUGGACUUGUUUGGGUGAUAGACAGUGCAGACAAAAGGAGAUUGGAUGAUUGUAAAAUAGAAUUGUACAAGCUUUUGCAAGAGGAAAGAUUGGAAGGGGCAAGUCUUCUUGUUUUUGCCAAUAAGCAGGAUAUGCCUGGUGCGUUAUCUGCAGCUGAUAUAGCCGACAUUCUGGAGUUACCCAAUAUAAAGACUCAUCAUUGGCAAAUUUAUAAGUGUUCUGCUGUGACAGGUGAAAAUCUAGUCGAUGGUAUCAAUUGGAUUGUUGAUGAUAUUGCAGCAAGAAUAUUUUAUAUAGAUUAAAUU